This is a messenger RNA of Pseudopodoces humilis (Tibetan ground-tit), 1112 nucleotides long. RefSeq lists its product as uncharacterized. The record is from RefSeq and is a predicted model, not a curated record. NCBI's taxonomy places the organism in Eukaryota, Metazoa, Chordata, Aves, Passeriformes, Paridae. Gene Ontology annotation, cellular component: plasma membrane.
AGGCAAAGGCACAGACACUCCGGGCUACGUGGUGUGAGAGCAGAGCUGCCCCCGGGGGGCUCUUCCACGCGAACACCCGCACUCGCUAGGGAGAGAUGAUGAGGCCGUGUACUUCAGCAGCCAUGAGCCAGCACAUUGGGAAACUCUAUAGAUCUGCAGUGUCUUCAUUCAUCUUCUUCUUGGUGGUGGAUGUAGGAGUUACUGGUGGAGGUGCAAACAAGGAGAAUGCAGCAGCUGUGACUCAUGUAACAGCACAGCCCUUGUUGUUGACACCUGAGCCUUGGAACCUUUUGGUGACUCAAACACCAGCCAAGGAGAAAGCCAAAGAAGGUGAAACUGUGACCUUGAACUGUCAUCUUAACAGUCCACAGCAUCCCUCUCUGACUGACCUGAUGGUGAAGUGGUACAAAGAAGAUGAAAAGGGGCAGAUGGACCUGCUAGAAAAGAAUGUGACCAUCUUGCCAAAUAACUCCAGGAUCUUCAUGAGUGGAGACUUGUCCCAAGGGGAUGUUUCCCUGAUUAUCCUCAAUGUGACAAUCAGUGACCAUGGUAUUUAUUUCUGUGAGGUUACACUUCCGGAUGGGAAGGUGGUGACAGGAGAUGGCACAAAGCUCAGGAUCAGGAGGGCUCUGGGCUUGUUUGGUAUAGAAGAAUCCAUUGGAACAAUCAUUGGGGUUGUGGCAGCUGGUAUUGGAGGCAUAGUGGUUCUGAUUAUUGUUUUAACCCCGCAACUGAGGAAGUGCAUCCUCUGCAUGAGACAAGAGUCUCGCCAAAGCGCUCAAAAAUCUUGCUCAGCAUGAUGAAAAAAUCCCCUCCCUGAAGGGCUGGCAGAAGAAGAGCUGCUCUUGCCGUUCACUGGAGCGCUGCCGCCACCUGAUGGACAGCGUGGUGGGGACAGGGACACGCCGGGAGCUCUGCCUCUCUCACGAGGAUGUUCCAGCCCUUGCUGAGAAGCACACUCCCUUCCAUAGGCUGCUGCUGUCUGCACAGCAUCAUCCCUCUGCAAACGCUCUACAUUAAGAGUUCACAACUUCGUCUCUAGGCAAAAAGCCUCGGAGGAGUUUAUUGUGUUGUCCUGACUCUUUGUUGCUCACUCGUUCUCUCUCCUUUUC